Messenger RNA from Andrographis paniculata, 2294 nucleotides. RefSeq lists its product as uncharacterized. NCBI's taxonomy places the organism in Eukaryota, Viridiplantae, Streptophyta, Magnoliopsida, Lamiales, Acanthaceae. The coding region runs from base 250 to 1974 and encodes 574 amino acids. Gene Ontology annotation, molecular function: zinc ion binding. The record is from RefSeq and is a predicted model, not a curated record. The transcript is spliced from 4 exons.
GUGCGGUAUAAUAAUUAAGGCUGAGAAAACAUUUUUACAAUAUUUUGUGUCAGCGUCUUUCUUCCUCAACCGGCUUCGUCUCCGACGCGAAAAUUUUAUCUGUACCGGCCGAGUUGAUGAACAAUGGGUAUGAUGAACGGGAACAGUAAUUAGCUGAAGAGUUUAAGGGCUGCGGCAUCAGCCUGAUAAUGAUUUUAAUUUAAUCAUCUAAUUGUUAACGAUUUUGUGCCUAAUUUUUUCUAUUGCAGCAUGAGUUCUCCUACUGAUGAUAUUGAUUUGAAGCCGGAGAAAAUGGAGGAGGAGAAGGAGGGAGGAGCUUUCCACUGUGAUCUUUAUGAUAUGGAUAUUGUUCACAAAAUAGCUCAGGAAUUUCUUCCUGGUUUGGGCUCUGCGUGUAUUGACAACACGACAGGCGGACUCUUCAGCAGCCCGGCUUCUGUGGCGGUCGAAAUAAGACGAGAAAUGGUGGAUUAUCUUGUUCAACGAAGUGAAACUUUCGUGGCUGAAUCAGUGGUCUUGGAAGCUGGACCGAAUGAGGAUAUUACUAAGGAUCCGUAUGAUAUUAUCUCCGAUUUUAUUGAUGAUUUCGCAAGUUCGAAGAGGAACUUUUUUAGCAGGGUUUCAGGUUGGCUACUCAGCGAAAGAAGAGAAGACAAAAUAGACGAUUUUGUGCAGGAGAUGGAGAUAAAUGGGUUUUGGCUGUUGAAUAGGAGAGAGUCGAUUGCACAAACUCUCUUGAAAAAUGUUGAUUUCAAAAACCUUUAUCACUGCAUCAUGAGCUUCAAGACUGAGGAAGAGCUAGAGGAGCAUAAAUCCAAAUGCAGUUUUAGGACCAUGAUGUGUGCGAGCGAGGGUUGCAAUUCUAUAUUUAGUGCAGCUCAACAGGACCAUCACGAUUCGAUUUGUCCUUUUAAAAUCCUUAAGUGUGAGCAAAAUUGCUCGGAGAGCAUUAUGAGGCGAGAGAUGGACAGACAUUGUAUCACUAUUUGUCCAAUGAAGCUUGUGAAGUGUCCAUUCUAUUCAGUAGGUUGCCAUUCCUCCAUUCCUCAAAGUACAGUCGGUCAGCAUCGAUUGGAGGAUCUUAGCUGUCACUUGCUCUAUGUACAGCAAGUUGUUCACAAAGAAGCAUCAGAAGAUGAUCUGAAGGAAAGAGUGGAAGAGCUAAUCAAGUUAUCUUCUCCAGGACAACUUGCAGCAGCUCGUGAUGCUCGAUCCCUAACCUAUGCCAUCAAGGAUCUCGAAGCAAAGCUUGGGCCCUUGAAAGUCAAGACAACUGAAAAGCGUGAUGAUGAGACGGAUGGCGACUCACCACACAAAGUGGAAAAGGAUGGGGAGUCUCCAAGCAAAGAGGCCAAGCCUGGAGAGUCUCCAAGCAAAGACGGUAAGUCCGGAGAGUCCCUAAGCAAAGAUGCUAAAUCUGGAGAGUCCCCAAGUGCAGCUAGACAGAGUGUUAGCUCAAAAAGCAGUAGUGAUGGCGGUGAGGAUCCGUCUCAAGAAAUGGAGAAGUUAGUGGAGUUAUCUAAUGUAGAUGAUCAAUCCGAGUUAGUGCCACCUGUGAGCGAAAAUUCUACAGCUUCACUGUCUGCACAAGAAGCUAAGCAGGAGAAGUUGUCUCAAGACAACUCCAGCGAAUCUGAUAAAGAUGAAAAUGUUACUUCAUCACCAGUCAAAGUGGAAGAGAAUGACACUUCAGCUGCUGCAUUGGAUUCACAACCACAUAAUAGUGAAAACUCAGUAUCUACUAAUGAGACUAGAGAGGUAGAGGAAGAAAAGCCGAAGUCGGAUUCCGAGUCUGACAAAGAAUUGGAAGAAGGACCUGGGAAGGGAGAAGAACAACCGAGUUCAUCAUCACCAAUCAAAGUGCAAGAGGAAGACCAAGUUGAUCAAGGGGAAAGUCAUGUUGCCUCAGCAGCAGAUGAUGAAAAUAAAGAUGCAGCAGCAGCUAAAUCAUCUUCAAGUGAGGAAUCUGACUGAUUUUUAGGCGGCGCGUAGAUCUUUAAUUAGUUUAUAGAGCCUAUAUCUUGCCCUGGAAGUUAUCCCGGGGCGACAAAUUUUGUUGCCGACAAUUGGUUGUGGGAACCCAGUUAAUGGAAGUCCCAUGGAAAAUAUCUUGGUUAGUGCUAGGAAACCAUUUUUUUUUUUUAUGCUUCAAAAUAUUUUUUCAUUAGAGACUUUCAAAAAUUUAGUGUAAGAUUUCUAAUGAUAUAUAUUGCUGAACUUAUCUCCUGUUACUGAAUAUUUUAUUGUAGUUUUGGGGGUUUUUAUUUUUUAUUUUUAUAAUUAAUAUCACUUUU